AUGGAUAUCCUCGAGCUCGUUCACGAAGAUCAGCGCAAGGAGAGCAGGCCGUUCGACUGCCAGCACCCUGGCUGCCCCAAGGCAUUCUCUAGACGUUCUGACCUGGCUCGACACGCUCGCAUCCACAGUCAGGAGCGUCCCUUCAGCUGCCACUUUCGCAGCUGCGGCAAAACCUUCAUCCAACGCUCCGCCCUCACCGUCCACAUCCGUGUGCACACGGGAGAGCGUCCGCAUGUCUGCGAGUCGUGCAGCAAGGCAUUGAGGAUCCACACCGGUCGACGCCCAUACAAGUGUCUAGUGCCAGGCUGUGGAAAGUCGUUCUGCCGCAAGACUACACUCACCAAGCACACGCGUCGCAACCACGCCGACGCCGAAGGCACAUACAUGGGCACCGGCCGCACAGCGAGCAUCCUCAGCAACUCGUUCUCGGUCGCGCGCAGUGCGCUCCCGCCGCACGCACGCUCCACAUUCCCGCAAGGACUCGAGCACCACUAUUUCGCCGGCGUCAAGGUCGAGGACGAUGGUGUCCGCGGCGGCCACGCGUACGGCUACGCCAUGCCGCACGGCGAGUACGCGGCAACGUCGUACAGCGCGCCUCCGAUGUCGUCGUGCGCUUCCUCCAACACGAGCUCGGAUGGCUUUGAUCUGACGCGCCGAUCGAGCCUCGUCAUGUCGAACUGCAUGACUGGCAGCUCGAUGACCAGCUUCUACAGUCCGAACGGCAACAUGGCUCGCGUCUGCUCGACGCCCAACACGCUCACGCCGGCGUCGGAGAUGUCGCACUUCCCGCGCACGCCCGACCACCGCGACUCGCAUGCGUUCGAUGCACACAUGCCGGCGCGCCCGCACUUCGAGCACGUGUCGGUGGCCAACAUGGCGUAUGGAGAGCCGCACGGCCCGUCGAGCUUUGGCAGCUCGAUGAUGCCGGCGCCCGCGUCGUUCUCGGUGCUGUCGAAUGGCUGUGUCAUCACCAGCCAGUCGAACGGCAACAUUGACCCAGGACUUUGGGAGGGCGAGUGCGCGCCUGCCUCGAGCAUGGGCUCGCACUUCUACGCCAACGACUCGACUAUGCAGAUGCAGCAGAUGCAGUCGCUCCAGCCUCACCACGCCGCACGCUCCGCGCCGUACAUGCUCCGAUCGGCCACCCAGCCCAACCCGAUCCCCUCGUCGAGCUAG
Messenger RNA from Moesziomyces antarcticus, 1176 nucleotides. RefSeq lists its product as uncharacterized. Gene Ontology annotation, molecular function: DNA-binding transcription factor activity, RNA polymerase II-specific; RNA polymerase II cis-regulatory region sequence-specific DNA binding. The transcript is spliced from 6 exons. Bases 1 to 1176 code for a protein of 391 amino acids. Gene Ontology annotation, biological process: regulation of transcription by RNA polymerase II. Gene Ontology annotation, cellular component: PcG protein complex; transcription regulator complex. NCBI's taxonomy places the organism in Eukaryota, Fungi, Basidiomycota, Ustilaginomycetes, Ustilaginales, Ustilaginaceae. The record is from RefSeq and is a predicted model, not a curated record.